AUGCAUCUCUGUAGCAAAUCAGGCUGUUCUGAUUCUCAGUACUUUGAAGAGUUCUACAGCUAUUUUACUACAGAACAGGCGUGGAAGCUAUGUGAUCCAGAGGCAGAGAAAGUGUUCAAGGCUAUUAAAAAAGCGGGUGUAAAAGUUGCCAUUCUGUCCAACUUCGACACUCGAUUAAGACCUCUCCUACGAGCACUGAGAUGUGAAGACUGGUUUGAUGCGGUGACUGUUUCAGCAGAAGUUGAAGCGGAGAAACCAAACCCGACCAUCUUCUUGAAAGCUUGCUGUGACGCUUCGCUCUGGGGAAGUGAAGUUACUUCAUUUAAACAGGUUGCUCAACGGAUAGGAGUGAAGGUUUGAAGCAGCGCAUAUGAGAGAAAUGGUUCAGUCUUCAGACAUGUUCAGGCUUCGGUUUUAGCUCUCUUUUUUUAUGAGCAGUUUUGUACAUUUGAUUUCUCUUUUGUAGUAUGAUGUGUGUAAUAUAUGUUGCCGCUUAUGUAUAAAAGCAGAAAAUUAUAAAUCUUCAGGAUCGUUGUUGAUCCGAACAGAAAUCUUGUAUUGUUUUUGACAUUUGUUUAUAAUAAAAGUUACUUACAUACUUGAA
Messenger RNA from Thlaspi arvense, 604 nucleotides. Lineage: Eukaryota; Viridiplantae; Streptophyta; Magnoliopsida; Brassicales; Brassicaceae. The record is from the annotation of a GenBank genome assembly.